Messenger RNA from Salvelinus sp. IW2-2015, 1177 nucleotides. RefSeq names its product serine/threonine-protein kinase Nek8. Gene Ontology annotation, biological process: protein phosphorylation. The record is from RefSeq and is a predicted model, not a curated record. Gene Ontology annotation, molecular function: protein kinase activity; ATP binding. Lineage: Eukaryota; Metazoa; Chordata; Actinopteri; Salmoniformes; Salmonidae.
AAAAACACAGACAACUGUGUUCUCUCAUGUUUAAACCUGACACAGCAAGACAGCAGCCAUUCCUGAACUGAACUGACUGAGGUAGAGAUGGAGUAUUCCACCAAAACUAUUGCUGCUGGCUGCUUUGGGAAGAUCUACAGGGAGAAGUACAAUGAAACCUGGGCUGCAAUCAAGAAGGUGCCACAACACUUAAUCAAUAGGAGAGACCUGGAGAGAGAGUGUCAAGUAUACAAUAAGGCAAUUCAUCCUAACAUAGUGAAGCUUCUGGGUAAUCCAACACUCAAGGACUCUAAGUGGAUCAUCCCCAUGGAGUUCAUCUUUGGAGAGGAACUGGAGACAACCAUCUUCAAAUCACAAAAAUCUCAAAUACAGUUAACUCCAUCUGUAAAGGCUACCCUCAUCACAGGCAUGUGUGAAGGACUACUUCACCUACACAGUAAAGAUAUUGUCCAUCAGGACCUCAAGCCUGAGAACAUCAUGGUAGAGCAUGACACUCACCGAGCUGUGAUCAUUGAUAUGGGACUGGCCAAAUUCUUCCGCAAUGGCCUAAAUUCUGCUGUGGAUAUGGGCAACGAGGCCUACUCUUCCCCUGAGGUCCUGCAGAGGCGGGGCCAACGAGAUCAGCGUUCAGACGUGUGGGCUAUGGGUAAAAUCAUUGCUGAACUCUGUGCCAGAGUCAGGCUGCACACCCCCAGUGUCUGUCCGGCUAUGAUCUAUGAGAUCCUCAGUCUCCAAGGACAGCAGUACUGUAAUGCUGUCUGUAGGAUGGUGCAGAGCGACCCCACAGUGCGAGCCACCAUGGCCAGGAUCAUGCCAGAGAUACGAAGGGCAGGGGGAGGUGGCAACACCGGGGAGCAACAAAGAGAACAUCUUCCGACACCCUUUCCUCACACUGAGGUAAAAGACACCUCGCCACGUCCUCAAGCUCCCCCGCUAUCAAGAGCUGAGUGCACAGCCUUGCCAAAGACUGAGGUCAAGACGACACUGCAACCACAACCCGUACAGCGGUCACCUUCCCCGGCAAGAUGGGAGCAUGCAGUCUUGCAAACGACUGAGGUCAAAGACGACACUGCAACCACAACCCGUACAGCGGUCACCUUCCCCGGAAUGGGAGCAUGCAGUCUUGCCAAAGACUGAGGUCAAGACGACACUGCAACCACAACCCGUACAGCGUCAC